Molecule: messenger RNA, 2400 nt
Organism: Cryphonectria parasitica EP155
Lineage: Eukaryota; Fungi; Ascomycota; Sordariomycetes; Diaporthales; Cryphonectriaceae
Exons: 5
Coding region: 1-2400 (799 amino acids)
Source: RefSeq, a predicted model, not a curated record
AUGGGUGACGGCAUCUGGGUCGCCUUUGGCGCCCGCUUCCAAGCAGCCCAGCUUAUGCAGCAACGUCCCUCUAACCAGCAGGUCGACGCGCCCGCGAAGCAGGAACGCACGGCUGCGCAGCGCUCCUUGCAGCGCUCUUUGCAGCGCUCCCUCACCCCGUUCGCGACGCACCAGUCAACCGUCAAAAUGCCGCGACUGUCUCGUAUCUCGAGCUACAUUGGUCUCAGCGCUGCUGCGAAGAUUCAGGCUCCUACCAUCCCCAACUUCCCGGAGCUCAUCGUGCAGACAAGCGAGUGGACCAAGUCUGGAGACACCUCUGACCGCGAGGCUGUUCGCGACAAGCCAGCUGGAGUCUUGCGCACUGUCUCUAAUGUUGAGAAUGAGUAUGCCUACAGGGAGGCCGACAGUACCUGGCACAACCCUACUCUCCAACAGAUGAUGGAGACCGUUGGCUGCACCAUCAUGACCAAUGGAAUUUCGGAGCCUAUCCCUCGUCACCUCAACGGAUUCGUAGCUGGCAUGAUCGAAGAGAUCAGAAUUCAGAUCAGCCGUAUGGCGAGGCUGCAGGCUAGCUUCGACGAGGUGCAACAGACCUGUGAGAAGCAGGCCCAGGAGUCGAAGAAGCGCGAGAAUGCUCUGAAGGCGAAGGUCUCUCGCCUGGAGCACAUCAUCGCCCACACUCAGCAGGAGGGUGCUGACUCGGUUCUCGAGGAUCGAGCUGGAAGCGUCUGCGUUCACAAUGACGAGGAGAAAGCAUUCGAGGCUAUGAUCAACAACCUUCUGAGCAAUGACGAAGGUAAAUGCCAGACGAGAUUUCGAACCAUGACCAAGGUCGUCAACACGUCACUGCCGCCAAUGACGGCGCAGAACAGACAAUUGCUGCGCGAUCGCGAUUCAGUGGCCACACGCAUCCAGCGCCUUCAGACCAAGCGUGAUAUUGAGCAACAGGAGAUUCAGGCCCGUCAGCUUGUCACUGCCCCGGAAUAUCCUCGUACACGAAGUGGUUUAGCCUCAAAGAACACCUCGCCCCGUAAAUCUGGUUCCUCGACUACCACGGCGUCCAGUCGCAACGCCAAAUCCAGCCCAUCUGCCUCGUUGAUCACACAGGGUCUCCUUGCUGAGAGGGCAGCUCAGAGCCAUGUCACGCCGCAUACGACCCCGCCUCGUCCUGCCCCAGUUCAGAACAACGGCAAUGACGCGUUUUGCGCCAUUCAAGAGCUCGUCAAGCUCAACGGUGGCCUUCCAGAGGAUGCUAUCGACGAUGGCAGCAGCUACGAAGCCUCCUUCGUCCCACCGCGCAACCAUCGCCAGUACAAGAUCGGCGGCGCUGACGACAAGUCUCAGAUUGGCGGCAAGCUGUGUGCAGCGCCGUCGAAUAAUACAAUCAACAACCCCUUUCGGUCCGGCCCGCAAUGCGCCCAACCAACAACAGUUCGAGCGAUAGCGUCCAGCCCAGAUCGCCAGGCCGUAAACCAAGAAACGAGCAACUUUACACACAACGGAAUCGAGCUACAACGUUCAAGUGAGAUCCGGGACUCUGGCGGCUCAAAGAGCUCUCAGAGAUCUCGCUCUUCUGUCCUGGUGUCUAUGGGACGCAAUCUCGUGGAGGAGCGCCGCAAAAAUGCUGAAGGGUCUGGCAGCAGCAACAGCUCAACAAAGAGCACCCCCACCCGCAAGGCACAGAGCGGCGAGAAUCCUUUGCCGGAUAAGGCCACAAACGACCUGGUCUUCAGCGCGGUGGGCACCGCGCUCCUUCUCGUCGAUUUGGUGUCCAGAGAUCGAGAGGUCUUGUUCGUCCGCCGCCAGGAUUCGAGCACGUCGGUACUGCCGCCAAGCGUCAUAUUCGUCCGCCUCCUGGGUUCGAAGGCGUUGCUUCUGCACAGCGCAACCAGGUUGCUGUCCCUGAUGAGCAAGGCCCUGUUCGGCCGCCGCCAGGCUUCGAGCACGUGGUUCCUGGACGGCAGCAGCAGCAGCAGGCCAUUCGACCGCCGCCAGGCUUCGAGCACAUGGUUGCUGGACAGCAACAACAACAACAAGCCAUUCGACCACCACCAGGAUUCGAGCAUUUGGUCCCUGGUGUGCAACAGCGUCCUAUCGGACCGCCACCAGGCUUCGAGCACCUGGUCCCCGUUGGUCAACAUCCCAUCCGCCCACCGCCUGGAUUCGAGCACAAUAUCAUCCCUGCUCAACACAUUCAGGAUGCUGGACCCGAUGUUGGGCGUGCCAUUCGGCCACCACCAGGCUUUGAACACAUGGCCCCUGGCGCUCAGCAGCCUAUUCGGCCGCCUCCUGGAUUCGAAGGCAUGUUUCCUGCUCAACAAAACCAGGACGCGGUUCCCUUCUUCAUCACGACUCUGCACCGACCAGCAGAGGCAGAACUUCAAGUCGAGGCCUAGAUAA